Sporisorium graminicola is the source of this 942-nucleotide messenger RNA. RefSeq lists its product as uncharacterized. Bases 1 to 942 code for a protein of 313 amino acids. The record is from RefSeq and is a predicted model, not a curated record. Gene Ontology annotation, cellular component: extracellular region. Gene Ontology annotation, molecular function: hydrolase activity. The transcript is spliced from 4 exons. Lineage: Eukaryota; Fungi; Basidiomycota; Ustilaginomycetes; Ustilaginales; Ustilaginaceae.
AUGCGCUUCUUUGACCCUCUUGUCGCCGCGAGCUUGCUCGCUGCGAGUUACACUUUCGUACAGGGUGCCGCUGUUUCUUCUGACGGUGCUGGCUCCAGCCCCCUCCAGCGUCGCCUGACAAGCUCUCUGAAGAAGGAAACAGACUUUCUCGGUCAGCCAACGAAAGCUGUCAUGUAUACCUAUGUUCCCUCUUCGUACAAGAAAGGAAAUCCUCUCGUCCUCGCUCUUCACCACUGCCAGGGUACUGGACCUAGCUACUUCGGCGAAUACCCUUGGGGUCAAGCCGCGGACCAGAAAGGUUUCAUGAUGAUAUUUCCCAGCUCUCCUUACGAGAAUGGUACGUGCUGGGAUGUCGCCAGCAACGCUGCUCUCCGUCAUGACGGCGGCUCCGAUCCUCAGACCGUUGCCAACAUGGUAAAAUUUGCGACGAACAAGUAUGGCUCCGGCAAGAACUAUGUCACGGGCCAUUCUUCUGGUGCAAUGCUCACUGAACUGAUGGCUGCCGAAUAUGCCGAUUUGUUUGUGGCCGGGGCGGAGUACUCUGGCGUUCCAGCGACCUGUUUCGCCACUGGAAAACCUAUUGGUCAAGACUGGAACCCGACCUGCGCGCAGGGCAAGUACAACGAAACCAUUCAGUACUGGGUGCAAAAGGCAAAGUCAACGUAUUCCGGCUAUUCCGGCCAGUAUCCCAGGAUGAUGCUUGUCCACGGUACCGCUGACACUACAAUCAACUUCAAUAACCAACGAGAGGCCAUCAAGCAGUGGACCGGACUCCAUGACCUCGACCCCAGUAAGCCGACCAAGACGGAAUCACUUCCGGGUCAGUCCAACUAUCAGAUUACAUACUACGGCGGUAACACAGUCAUGGCUAUUGCAGCCGGCGGCGUCACACACGACAACCCUGCCAAAGUUGACUUGACCUGCCAGUUCUUCGGCAUCUGA